AUCGAUAAUUGGUUCAACAUCUAUGUCUCGCAUAUACAUUCCUACUCGACCAAGUGGCUCAUUUUCAUCAUGCUCAUACGGAAAAGCCAAAUAUACUAACGUUCCCCUCGAUACUGGCCCCAUUGACGUUCUUAUUGACGACUUGUGUUCCGUUAAUACUCACGUCAAAGAUCGAACGCCGGCCUGUCGUACUAGUAUUAUCGUCGAGGCCGCAUUUAAAAGGAUCGAACAUAGGGACCGCGUCCAUAGAUGGGACCACGGCAAUAUCUCCAUUAAGGACCUUUUCACGAGUGAACUCUCCAGCCUUCUUGAACAGCUUCUCCAGGUUUUCCAAGCAGAUCAUAGACUUGUUGAAAAUCUUGUCUUUCUCUUGAGCAUUGUAAAGGUGCAUGAAAAUGUUUCGCAUCCAGAGUGUUGCAUCUUCGUCCCUUCGACUCGAUGUCACCUUCGCAAUCUCGUUCUCAAACCUCUCGUUAUCAUAGAAGCUUUCAAAUGAGGGCUUUUUAUACCUUUUGCACCUUUGAUUGUGAGUAAUUCUCUGGUAGAUUUCAUGCUGUCGCUGAAUGAUCUAGUUAGAAGUGAGAAUCAGAAGCGCCUAUGUUGUGCCAUUUCGAGUCAGUAGUGAGCAAAACAGCUGAUAAUUUUGAAUCAGUGCUCUUUUCACUCGUCAUGGCACAACAAGAACACUCACUGCUUCUUAGAACAUUGUCGAAUCACUUGUUGUAUGCGCCCAGGCCGCAUCAGCUAUAAAAUACCCUUCUCACAUCCCUCAACC
This is a messenger RNA of Mollisia scopiformis, 775 nucleotides long. RefSeq lists its product as uncharacterized. Bases 23 to 496 code for a protein of 157 amino acids. Lineage: Eukaryota; Fungi; Ascomycota; Leotiomycetes; Helotiales; Mollisiaceae. The transcript has a single exon. The record is from RefSeq and is a predicted model, not a curated record.